GUGAGCGCCCAUACCAGUGCCCCUACUGUGACAAAGCAUUCAGCAAGAAUGAUGGUCUGAAGAUGCACAUCCGCACACACACUCGGGAGAAGCCAUAUAAAUGCAGUGAGUGUAACAAGGCCUUCAGUCAGAAGAGAGGUCUGGACGAACACAUGAGGACCCACACCGGAGAGAAACCCUUCCAGUGUGAUGUGUGUGAUCUGUCGUUCAGUCUGAAGAAGAUGCUGAGCAGGCACAAACUGACCCACAACCCCAACAGGCCCAUGGCAGAGUGCUCGCUGUGCCAUAAGAAGUUCACCAGGAAUGACUACCUCAAAGUGCACAUGGAGAACGUUCACGGAGAGACCGAGGGCUAAGGAACCCAUCUAUUUGAGACAGUUUACUAAAGAUAAAGAAACAGUAUACUAUAUUUACAGUGUUAUACAUACAGGAUGACUUGCUAUGCAUUUCAUAUGUAGCAAUACGCAGUGUUUGUUGCUAUUAAAUACUGUAUAUGCAAAUGCAGAAUAUGGAAAAUAUACAUUUAAAUAUUGAAACAAAUCCUGUACUUAUGAGUUAUGGAGUAUGAACAUUAGAUAUUACAUUCACAGGGAUUUCUGGAUGAGGCACAAGACCCACACAGUUCUGAUCUGCUUCCAAACUGCCAUUUUGUCCCUGUUUGUAGUUUACAUUCAAUGUAAUUUUGAUAUAAAAGUUUGGGAUUGACAUUUCCAGACAAUGCAGCACAAUACAAUAACUAGCCUAGUUCAAAAAGUCUCUAUCCCACUGUCUGCUUCUAGGUUCCCACCUCAUGCCAACCAUACAGUGCCUUUACCACCUCCGCUCAGGUGUCUUACUCUGCCACAACUAUUGUGACCAGGUACAAACUUUCCAAAGAGUUUCCAAGCCAAAGAUGUUUACCAAACACAGCCAGCCUACUCCCUUCCUCCAGCCCAUGCAUUGCCUGGAAAUGCAAUUCAUUACCAUUGUCACUGUUACGGUUUGACAAAAGAAGAAUGUUUUUUAUGGUUAUUUCAUAUUCUGAGGGACCAAGUAGUUUCUUUGUGUUUACACUCCUGUUUUUGUAAUCCUGUAUGUUAAAUGGGAAAUGUAUUUAAUGGAUGGUGCAGUUAUGUUUGUUUCUCUGUAGAUUUUAUAUGACCAGACCAUAGCCUUCCUGUAUUCCACAGACUGUUACACAUUCCCUCUCUUUUACUGUUCAUCUCAAACUGUGAAUAUUUCACAUCACACUUCCAUGUUUUUACUUCAUAAAAGCCUCAUUACCUACAAAA
This is a messenger RNA of Salvelinus sp. IW2-2015, 1271 nucleotides long. Its product is annotated as PR domain zinc finger protein 5. Gene Ontology annotation, molecular function: RNA polymerase II cis-regulatory region sequence-specific DNA binding; DNA-binding transcription factor activity, RNA polymerase II-specific. The record is from RefSeq and is a predicted model, not a curated record. Gene Ontology annotation, biological process: regulation of DNA-templated transcription. Lineage: Eukaryota; Metazoa; Chordata; Actinopteri; Salmoniformes; Salmonidae.